Molecule: messenger RNA, 1158 nt
Organism: Anguilla anguilla (European eel)
Lineage: Eukaryota; Metazoa; Chordata; Actinopteri; Anguilliformes; Anguillidae
Gene: rpsa
Product: ribosomal protein SA
Exons: 8
Coding region: 154-1086 (310 amino acids)
Biological process (GO): ribosomal small subunit assembly; cytoplasmic translation
Cellular component (GO): 90S preribosome; cytosolic small ribosomal subunit; ribosome
Molecular function (GO): laminin receptor activity; structural constituent of ribosome
Source: RefSeq, a predicted model, not a curated record
AAAUAGAAACCGAUAGCCAUUGGAGGACGGUGGAAUAUAAAAAGACGUCACUUCCUGUCUUCGGUCCUUUUUCGAUUCCGUGUGGUACUGAUCUCCAUACGGUGUUGUCUCGUGCUCUCCCGUUUUACUCGUUACACAGGGAAAGUGGUCACGAUGUCCGGAGGUCUGGAUGUGCUGCAGAUGAGGGAGGAGGAUGUGCUCAAGUUCCUGGCGGCAGGAACCCACCUGGGAGGGACCAACCUGGACUUCCAGAUGGAGCACUACGUGUACAAGAGGAAGAGUGAUGGUGUGUACAUCAUCAACCUGAAGAAGACGUGGGAAAAGCUGCUGCUGGCAGCUCGCGCCAUUGUUGCCAUCGAGAACCCGGCUGAUGUCUGCGUCAUCUCGUCCAGGAACACUGGGCAGAGGGCUGUGCUGAAGUUCGCCUCGGCCACUGGCGCCACCACCUUCGCCGGUCGCUUCACCCCCGGGACCUUCACCAAUCAGAUCCAGGCCGCCUUCAGGGAGCCCCGCCUCCUGAUCGUCACCGACCCCCGGGCCGACCACCAGCCCCUGACCGAGGCCUCCUACGUGAACAUCCCCACCAUCGCCCUGUGCAACACCGACUCUCCCCUGAGAUACGUGGACAUCUCCAUCCCCUGCAACAACAAGGGUCAUCACUCCGUGGGUCUGAUGUGGUGGAUGCUGGCCAGGGAGGUUCUGAGGAUGAGGGGCACCAUCUCCAGGGAGCACCCCUGGGAGGUCAUGCCUGAUCUGUACUUCUACAGAGACCCAGAGGAGAUUGAGAAGGAGGAGCAGGCUGCGGCGGAGAAGGCCGUGGGAAAGGAGGAGUUCCAGGGGGAGUGGACCGCCCCCGUGGCUGACUUUGCGCAGCCCGAGGUGGCCGACUGGUCCGAGGGCGUCCAGGUGCCCUCCGUCCCCAUCCAGCAGUUCCCUGCAGCUGCUCCUCCUCCCAAGGCUGCUACCCCAGCUGCUGCUGAAGUGUUUGCAGAGGACUGGAGUGCCCAGCCCGCCACCGAGGAUUGGUCCGCUGCUCCCACUGCUCAGGCUUCCGACUGGGGCGGAGCCACCGCUGAUUGGUCCUAAGCCAGCAUCGUGAACACCCAGAAUCAAAAGCAGUUUAAGUGAAGUCAAUAAAAAUGACUGUUUCUGUAAAAA